Plasmodium malariae is the source of this 3738-nucleotide messenger RNA. RefSeq names its product golgi protein 1, putative (gene GP1). The record is from RefSeq and is a predicted model, not a curated record. The transcript has a single exon. Lineage: Eukaryota; Apicomplexa; Aconoidasida; Haemosporida; Plasmodiidae. The coding region runs from base 1 to 3738 and encodes 1245 amino acids.
AUGACAACUAGUACAUUAGCAAUAUAUUUUGUAUUUCUUAAUUUUAUUUUUAGUUUGUCAAGAAUAUACACUCUUUCUAGUAACUGCGAUUUUAAUUUUAAUGUAAAGCUACUAUCCGAUAUAUAUGAUAAAUAUAAUGGACGAAAAGUGGAAGAACAAGUUGAAAACACAAACCAUUGUAAUAAUUUAGAAAGUAUUAAUUCUCUUAAAGCUUUUUGGUUAUUAAAAUUAAAGUCCAUAUGUACAAAAGAAACGUCAAUUUUAGAUAAACAGGUGUUCAAUAAUGUAUGCAGUAGAACAUUUACUGUACCCCAUGUAACUAUUAAUGGGUUAGCAGUAGGAAAUGAUGUUGUGAACAUUGAAUUUUUUUGUGCUCAUUUUUUAUAUAGUAAUAACAAAGAAAUUAUAAAAUGUGUAAGGCACAAUGUGUUAAAAAAUUACUUAAAUAUGUAUCAUAUAGCGUUUGAUUUGUCUGUGUCACAAGAUUUAUUAAAACAGUCUAGUCAUGUCGAUAUUGUAUUAAAUUUAAAAGAUAUUAAUGGAUUAUCCUUGGUAAAAAAAAUUGUGGAUGACUCUGUAUGCAGAAUACAUUCAAGUGUCCACACUAUUAUGAAUAAAGCAGAUUUUGAUUUAUUAAAAGCAUUAUCAGGUUUAUGUACGAAGUUAGGCUUUCAUAACCAAUUUAUUAUAACAGAUAAUAUACAUCCAUUGGCCAAUGCGUUAUUGAAGGAAAUACCAUAUAGUUUAAAUUCAUUACAUUUUAGUAUACAGAAUAGUUCUAUAUAUUAUGGCAAUUUUGAUUAUUAUUUAUAUAACCUUAAAUUAGCGGAUAUAGAAUAUAUAUUAAACUCAUAUUUGUCUUCAUCAGUAUUAAAAUUAAGUAAAAACCAUUCGUAUGUUACAUGGAUAGGUUUAAAUAAAGAUAAUAAUCUUUAUAAUAAGAAAUAUUCAGAACUAUAUAAUUUAUUGGAUAAUAAUAAAUAUGUUGAUAGAAUAGUACGAUGCUACAGUCAGUAUACUUCUAAAUAUUAUGGAGACAGUACAAAAUACUUCCUUAGGUAUAUACCAGAAAAUAAAAGAGACAUGAUGCAAAAUAAUCCAAAAAUUUUUAUUUAUUUAAUUAAUACUAUAUGUAAAAAUAUCCCAUCAAUUCAUAAAUGUGCCGAGAGAAUUAUUUUUUUGGAUGGGGUAUAUGAUCUUUAUUUUAAGAAUUUUAUGAUAAAUUUUAUAUAUUACAACGCAGCAUGUAUAUUUAAUUGCAAUCCUGUUGAUUUAGGAAAAAUAUUAAACGUUGAACAAGUGUGGGAUAUUCUUGUAACAUAUUUCUCCAAUUCAUAUUUGAUCAAGUAUAAAAAGACAAAGCAUAAUAGUAUUAUUCAUAGAAAUAAUGCUGAUGCAUCAGCAGAUACGUACAAGGAACUAUCCAAGUCAUAUUAUGCGAAUUAUGAUUAUGAUUAUGUUCAUACUGGCAAAUGGAGAAAGGAAAUAAAUUUAGAUGAUGAAGCAGCUAUUUUGAGGCCUUCAGAUGAUGCAGUUGAAUUUGAAUUUUACAACUAUACUUUUCAAUCUCUCGAUUUAGGAAGUUAUGGCUUUUUCAUUUUUAAAAACCAAAUGGACGAGGACAACAUUUGUAAAAUAUCUUCCCUAAUAGAAGCUAAUGGGAAGAAGUAUGUUCAUGUAAAUAAAUUUAUUACAGAUUUCUUUAAUAAGAAUAAUAAAAGAAUGCUUUCUUUUGAUAAAGGAAACGGUAAUUCAAAUGAUCAUCAUGAUGGUCAUAACGGAGGAAAUGACGAUGAUCAUCACGAUGAACAUGACGAUGAUCAUCACGAUGGAAAUGACGAUGAUCAUCAAGAUGGAAAUGACGAUGAACAUCACGACGGAAAUGGCAAUAAUAUGGACUCUUUUAACCUAUUUGAUGACUUCCUUGGAGAUGAUAAGGAAGGUGGUAGUUUUAUGGAUUUAUUUCAAAACAGUAACAUGUUCAAUAAGAAUAAAUUAUUUGAUAAUUUAUAUCACGGUGAAGAUGGGGAGGAAAGCGAUAUUUAUUCUGAUAAGGAAGAAGAACCUUUUGACAUAGAAAAGCAUAAAAUUUCUACAAGCGUUGGUUAUAUAUAUCCUCUAAAAAAUGAAUAUACUCUUAAGGAAUUACAACAUGUGUAUGAAGUUCAUCCAACUUUUAAUGAUCUUGAUGAAGAAAUGAGGCAUCAAUUUUUUAGAAAUAAAUUAUUUGAAAAAGAUCUUUUUUUUACGCUGAAAGAUGUACCAACAAAAAUAGAUAAUUAUUAUAAAUAUUAUUAUGAAAUAAAAAAACACAUGAAUUUAUUUGACGCACAUGAUGAGGAACAUUAUCAGACUUUAAUUAAGAAUUCAAAAAGUGAUCCAAAUGUUUUUUCCAAAAUUGAUGUAGAAUUUUUAUGCACAAGGACAGGUAAAUGGCCUUUGCAUAGAUCUUCGGGAAGAUGGUUAUCAGAUGUUUUGUGUGAAGCUAAAUUAGUUCCCCAGUUAUUGUAUAAUUAUGAAUACGCAGAGGAACACAAAAAUAUAAAUAAAAAUGAAAUUGAUGUUAAUUUGUAUACCAUAGAAGAAGACACUAGAUUAAUUGGUAUUGAAUUUGAGGAUCAAGAACCUCAUAGAUGUGCUAUUAGUUAUUUAGGAAAUGAAAACAGAAAGACGCUUCUACCCAUAUCAGCAACUUCUUUAAUUCAGGCAUCUGUUGGAUUUUGUAUAUUACAUGGUUUUAAAAUAGUAUGGUUAGCAGAUUCUGCUUUUGAUAUAUAUACAAAUAUUUAUUUAAGAUAUACUUCUAUUUUAGAACAAGGUGUAACAUACUAUGAACAAAGUAAAUUUGAAGUAUAUGGACAGACGAGAUUAAUAGCCAAUUUGGAGUAUAUAUCAUCUGGUAUGAAUAUUGAAAACAACCUUAUUACAUCAGGUAUAUUUAAAAAUAAAUAUAAUUUAAUUAGUUUUCCAGGAAUUGAUUUACCUUUUCAAUUACUGAUGAGUAAAAGGGUUAAAGAUACUGUUUAUAAUUUAAAAUUUGAUUGUAAUAGUUCGUCGUAUAAUGGAUGCUCCGAAUAUUAUCCUCUGAUGAAAAAAAAUAAAAAAGGUGCGUCUGAUCGAUAUCAUGGUAAAAUAAUUCUAAAUGGUAAUUAUUCCCAGAAGGAAAAAGAUGAAAUGUAUGAAUGUAGUUUUAUGCAUGAUGAAACGUUUAUCAAAUUGAAUAAAAUGUUUCCUAAAGAAUGUACCUUUGGAUCUAGAAUAGGUGAUUGUCAUAAAAUAGUAAGAAAACAUAUCCCAUGUCAUGAUAAACAUUCAUGUAGGUACUUGUUAUAUAUUUAUGAAAAUUUCCUUAAGCCGCAAAAUCAUACAAAUUUGUUGCAUGAACAUUUUAUAAAAGUUUCCGAAAAUUUGACAAAAUUGUCAAAACCAUAUUAUUUACAAUCGAUUUUAUCACUUGAACAUGAUAUAGAAAUAAAAAAAAGUAACAAAAUGAAUACGCAGUAUGAUGAUAUUGUAUUAUUUAUUUUGAAAAAUUCUAUAUUUUAUGUUUCCUGGGUUACCUCUAGUGAAUACUGGAAAAGGGCUGUUUACGUUCAGUAUACAGAUAACCUCAACACAAACAAUACCUUUGAUGGAAAUAACAAAAAAGAAUUAUUUUGCCCAGUUGCUUAUGCUCAUGAAUUUAUAGGACACUUGUUAGUUCAGUACAUGAAGUUUCCACAAAAUGAACUGGAAUAA